Messenger RNA from Osmerus eperlanus (European smelt), 4004 nucleotides. Its product is annotated as protein FAM107B-like. Gene Ontology annotation, cellular component: neuron projection; stress fiber; synapse. The coding region runs from base 104 to 787 and encodes 227 amino acids. The record is from RefSeq and is a predicted model, not a curated record. The transcript has 11 exons. Lineage: Eukaryota; Metazoa; Chordata; Actinopteri; Osmeriformes; Osmeridae. Gene Ontology annotation, biological process: actin filament bundle assembly; actin filament polymerization; regulation of actin cytoskeleton organization.
UGGGGAAAUGGUAUGCUGUUGAGUCGGUCUGACAGGUCGAUGCAGACGUACUUUGUCAGUAAAUUACAUUGCAAACCUCAUAGUAGGUCAUCUAAUCGUCAAGAUGAGAUUGCGAGGUCUUGUAUAUGCGGCUGCUGUCAUCCUCGUCAUCCUCCUAGUAUGGCGGAUCUCUGACCAACAUUCCCACAUACAUGAGCGAGCAAGGGACAUUCAACACAUUUUCAGUGUUCAUGAGAUAUCCUGGGUCCCUACCACUACACCUGCAGCCUCCCCAAAAUGCAAGCUUUCCAAGGUCUGUCCCAUCGACCAUUUUGCAUUUCAAAUCACAAGUGGAGCAGCUGACGUUGUCGGGCCAAAGAUAUGUUUUGAGGGUAAAAUUGUGAUGAGUGGAGUGAUUAACAAUGUGGGACAUGGGCUUAACAUAGUGGUGGUGAAUGGUGAAAAUGGGACUGUUGAGAAAUGUGCCUACCUUAAUAUGAUCAUUGGAAAACCUGAAGAUAUCCUGGCAUACUUGAAAGAUAUUAAGCCUGGAAUGAUUGUUUUGGCGGCGUCAUUUCACGAUGUGGCAAAAAUGUUGACAGACGAAAUGAGGGAAAUAUUUGACGCACUCGGGAGCACCAUGAUCAAGUCUAUUAAACACAGAGAUAGCUGGGUCUUUGCUGGGGGUGCUGGAACAAAUGAGAAAAGUCCAUUUGAAAAGGUUGCUGUAAGUGAUCCGAAGAGCAACAUUUAUGAGGGCUGGCCAGAUGUUGCUAAGAUUGGAGGCUGCUUUCCCAGGAAGAUCUGAGACACUGAAAUCCCAGAGGACCUCAGGGAGGCAUCUGAGCAUCUAUUAACAAGGUUUAGGGAUGCAUCCUGACCUCAAAUGUAUCUUUGGCCGAUCAACCUCCCUUGAGCUGGUAACUGCGUUUGGUUAAUGCUUCAUAGCUUCUCCUUUGUGAACUUGAUUGUACCAAAGAUGGUUGUAGAUCCCUGACUGCUCUUUUGGAGGAGCCUGGAGACCCUCUCUGCUCAGAGCUGUGAUCUUCCCUCUGCCAGCCUGCUGCUCCAUCACCAUCAAUUUGUCUAAUCUGCCUUGGGCCCCCCUUAAGCCCCUGCAAAUGCGGGAACACUUGUUACACAUGAACAGGUGGUCAAGAGGGCUCUUUUAUGUUAUUCCACUUAACUUAUCUCCAACCUCUUUCUCUUCUUUUUUUCUCCUCUCUCUCUUCAUCUUUUAUCCUCUCAAACUCUCAUCCCCUUCACCCCAGUAUAAUUAUCUCCUUUUCUUUUUUUUCCCACCUCCUCUCCACUUCUCUCAACCAUCCACCUCUUGUUUUCUCGCUUAGGGGCUCUUUCAUGCUGGGUUAGGGUUAGUCAUGCUGUUGGCUGGAAACAAGAACAACUUUGGAUUUGUUUCAGUUGUCUGUUGUUUUCAGGGUUAAUGUGUGGAAACCCCAGACAGAGGGCCCUCUAAGAUCCUGAUGUCCCACAUUAGAGGAGUGUACUGUAGCACUGUCAUUGGCUCUGGAGGGCUGCAUUCCUUUCUCUUUUCUCUCAACUGUGAGGGUUGUCAAACUUUUCUGCUCCUCUUACUCUGGUUACGGAUCUAAACUCCGCCUAUGGUCAUGGGAGUCACCUAUGGAAAGAAGGUAAGAUCUUUGUUUCCUUUCACAUUCAUUCAUUUCUUUUUGAUGUGCACUUCUGUAACAACUCUUAGUUCUUAGCUUAUUCUUAGCUAAGAUUAAUUUAAAUUGUUAGGUGACUUUAGGUGACGCACAACUUAUUAUUGUGCGUUUUAUUACAUUUUUCUAAUUUAAAUAUGGUUAAUAAGUAUAGUAGCUCAUAUCGGUUUGGACUAUUUAUUACAUUAUGUAGUGUAUAUGUUAACCUAUAUUACAUAAUGUAGGUUUGUAUGGGCUGUAGGGGUUGUCAAGGCGAGCAGGACCAAAUCAUUCCAACAUAGUCCAUCAGGACCAAUACCUCACGCCACAAAAACAGUUUCUUCCCUUCCGCUGUUGGCCUCUUCAACAAGGCCAAGGGACCACACUGACUCUAAUGACUUCCUGCUUAAAACACACUGCUUUUUGUACUGCAUUACAAAAUUGUAUCUUGUACAUUUGUAUUUUUUGUAAUAUUUGUAUUUUUGUAUUUUUAUAUUGUAAAUUACGGCAACUUAUAUUUUAUUUUAUUGUAUAUUUUAUUUAAUUCUAAUUCCACUUAGUACUGCUAGUUUAUGUACCCUUAGUAUAGAUAGUCCACAUAUUUACAUUUUAGGUCCCUAUAUGUUUAUUGUAUGCACCUUCCUGCCAAUGCAAAUUCCUUGUCUGUGCAAACUUUCAUGGCGAAUAAAUCCCAUUCUGAUUCUGAUUCAUAGCACCUGUACUUGUUACAAAUGUCAAAUUAACUUAAAAACUCUUAGUUCAUGUGGUGAGCUUGCAAUUUCGUGCAGCAGUGACAUGCAUGAUAACAUGGUGGAAAGGCUCUCAAAUAUGCAAACCAGUGUUGGAUGAAUAAAAAAAGGAAAAAGGAAAAAUUUGAAAGAAAAUGUAAAAGCUGAUAGAUUUAACAUACGUUGGUACAAAUUGACAAUUGUUACAAAUUGAGUUUACUUUCAAAUUUUGCUGAUGAGUUACUUUCUGGUGGUUUGGAUAUAUGUGGGUAUGUUAACUGUCAAAUAAUAAAGAGCAACAAACAUAUUACAAUAAGUAGCUCUACAUGUUUACCAGAGUGGUCAAACUAAAACAAUCAGGAUUAACGAAGCAUCCUUCUUUCAUCUAACCUGUUCUGGUUCAGACAAACAGUUAGUCACUUUGACAGUGGUAAAAUAUUGCGAUAUUCUGACAGCAAUAGCAAGAUAAGGUAUUGUUUGUUAGAUGUCAUAACAGGAGAAUAUUCCCCGCAGUUUAAUGUGUUUACCCUUUCAUGUCACAUUAAUGACUCCCCACACAGCUACUCACAUCUACUCAGAGAGAUUAGCCAAUCAGCAGGAAUUCCACUUCAUUAACGAAAGAGCAGCCGGAAAAGAUGCCAUUAGACUAGCUCAAGCUGAUUAAACACAACACUCUCCCUUCAUUGACCAGCAUUUCAGUAUGACCUCGACUACUGUAACAGCUUCAGACCAAAGUUAGAUCAUAACAUUAUUAUGACCCAUAAUGACUUAGUUUUGAAUGCAAUUACACUAGUCAACAACUAGAUUUAAUUUCUUAAUGCUGCAUUAUUAAACAGAAUGAGCUGUCACAAUGCAACAAAUGCUUAGAUAAUGUUGUGUUUGGUUGCAUUAAAAACCAGAUGCACACAAGAUUAGAUUUGUUAAACUCUCUUUUUAGUUUAUUUGCCUAGUCCAACCACUGCACUGACAUUUUACUCUGAGAGCAUAUUGUAGUUCUUAAUUGGUGAGAGUUCUAGGUACCCCAGAUUGCAGUGAUGGAGCUGUACAGUAGGGGUAUAACUGUUGUUUGUAGCAGCCAGGAAUUAAUGAGGUGGCAGCCCUCCAGUUAGCUAGUGAGGCCUCUCGGUCUACUGAAGAUACAGGGCUGCAGUUGGCCCUGGUCUGUCUUCAUCACAAUACAGCCUUGUGCUCCUUCAACCCUGAUCUCACCCAAAGAACUGUUGUUGAAUUAGCUGGCAGCUUUUGAGAGAAUCAUGCCAUGUAAAUAUUUAUAAUAAACAUUCUAAAAUCAUUCAUAUGUACUAUUGUAGUUUUACAAGAAAACAUUUGACACGUUACAUUGGCAACAUCUUGUCCCUAUUCCUAUAAUGUAUAUUUUGCCAUGUGGUUACUGUGAGUUUGAGCUAAACUGGUGAGUUAUGACUUGACAUGAUAACCUUCACAGUCUCUCAGCUCAUGUUCUCUUUCUUACCUAUUACCAGAGAGAACACAAUCCCCAGCAUGCAUCUACGGGGAGUUGGACACACGUGAAAGGACCAGUCCACUGUGCCCUGCAGAGGGAGGAGGAUGGACAACAAGGUGGAGAAGACCUGGGUCUGAAUCAGGAGCAGGUCCAGUCAGGUGACAUGCUGAC